CCUAAAUAAGCCUUCACGGCUAAAAUAUUUGUUUUUAUGUGAUUCAAGCAAGUAAUGAAUAAUCAAAUACCAACGAUAUCGUACGAUUAAAGCGGCUAGCUUGUUAUGUUGAAAUAACGAAACUUUCCAUGGCGUUCUGGAACAGUCUGGGGAAACCACUUGGACAAAACUUGUAAGUUCCACGACUCGAGAGCCUGAGCUUGUCAAACGCCACUGUUCCGAUACAAAACUGAGUUGUAUCGAAAUGCGAGCAAUAUUCUCCAUUCAAGUUUAAGUGACGCCGCAGCUUUUAUAUUCCGCAAGUUUUGUGCCGAUGUCGCGACGGUCUCGAGGAAGCAACACAUGGGAGGUGCGUGCAUCGACGUUGGCUCGCAAUACCCAUAACCUGAUAAGGGACAUCGUCGAGAACCUUCAGGUAGAGCCAAACCCUGAGAAGCAACUCAUAGCUCUUUCAGUUGGUGAUCCGACAACUUUUGGAAAUCUUAACCCUCCCGAGCAAGUACUGCAAGCUGUUCGGGAGAGUAAUGAAUGGCUUAGCAGUCGCAGUUAUGGCCCUGCAAAGGGACACAUCGAAGCCAGGGUGGCCGUAGCGCAGUACAGUGCCCACCAGGGAGACAUUUCACCCGAAGACGUCGUCCUGUGCAGUGGGUGCUCGCAUGCAAUAGAACUUGCUAUCACAGUGAUCGCAGACUCAGGACAAAAUGUAUUGGUUCCCCGUCCUGGCUUCAUGAUAUACAAGACUGUCGCUGAAGGAUUAGGCAUUAAUAUCAAACAUUAUAACUUAUUGCCAGAUCAACAAUGGAAGAUAGAUCUCGAGGAUCUAGAGAACCAGAUAGAUGACGACACCGCCGCUAUAGUCGUAAUAAAUCCUUCAAAUCCAUGCGGCUCGGUGUAUGACAAGGGGCAUUUAUACGAGAUACUUGAUAUAGCAUCGAGGAACCACGUGCCCAUCAUUGCUGAUGAAAUAUAUGAACAUUUUGUGUUCUCAAAUAAUGAAUUCACUGCAUUAUCAGCCUUAUCGGUAGAUGUUCCGAUACUAACAUGUGGUGGCCUUACGAAAAGGUUUUUGGUACCUGGCUGGCGUAUGGGAUGGGUCAUUAUCCACGACAGACACAAUAUAUUCGGGAAAGAAGUUCGUCAAGGUUUGUCGAACUUGGCCUCUAGAAUUUUAGGGCCAAACACAUUAAUACAGAGGGCAUUACCAGCAAUCCUGACAUGCACACCACAAAGCUUUUUCGACGAGGUUGUGUUGUUUAUAGAGAACCAAGCGAAAUUGGCCUUUGAUGAACUACGAUGCGCUCCUGGCUUGCGUCCUAUAAUGCCACAGGGUGCUAUGUACAUGAUGAUUGAGAUCAAAUUGUCACUAUUUCCAAAUUUCAAGAAUGAACUACAAUUUGUUGAACGCCUGGUCGCCGAGCAGUCGGUGUUUUGCUUACCUGGACAGUGUUUUGCCUAUCCCAACUUCAUGAGGAUCGUUUUGACUGUGCCCGAAGCUAUACUGCGAGAGGCUUGCAAACGGAUGAUAAUCUUCUGCAAAGACCACAUCGUAUCCAGAGAGACCAUCAAGGAAAUUGAGAGUGAUAUAGUAACUGUACCAAGUGACAACGAAGUCAUCUGUGACAACGAUACUGCACAUGUUGCUUAGAAUAAUGUGUUUUUCUUAUAUAUAAUAGUUAAUAAUUACCAUUUAUUCUAAAAUAAAUGGACCCUAUGUGCCUACCUACGAAGAUGUUUUUUUAAACUGCAUUUCGUAGUUAUAUUACAACGAAGUAUCAAUUUGAAGUGUAAUCAACUUUCUAAGGAGUAGUGUCUGAUGGAAUUAGAUUUCACGUAUUUAAAUAAUUACACUAGUACCUAAUUAUUUUUUGCAAUGAAAAAUACGAUUGAAAACUAACACUAUACCUAUACUUUUAAAUGUCACUGUAGGUUUUAUAUACCGAAUAAUCAUGUUUGUAGUUUUUUGUUUACUGUUGUCUCUUUCCUACAAUAUGAUAAACUGUUGAUAGUGUUAUGUGAUGUCAGUGAUUGCAUAUACAUAGCGCACUCACCCAGUGCAUGGGAAUCACAUCACGUACACGUCAAAAAUAAAACCUACAGCAUUUUAUGCCAACAUAAAUAAACAUGGGUAAAAUAAUUAACAAUUUAAUGAAUUCAGCAGUUUACGUUGAAACUGGUGUAAUAUAACUAUUAUGUGCAUAAUAUUUACAAGUUGUAACUAAGUAGAGAUGAAUUUGUGGUUAC
Molecule: messenger RNA, 2241 nt
Organism: Spodoptera litura
Lineage: Eukaryota; Metazoa; Arthropoda; Insecta; Lepidoptera; Noctuidae
Product: tyrosine aminotransferase-like
Biological process (GO): L-tyrosine catabolic process; biosynthetic process; L-phenylalanine catabolic process
Molecular function (GO): pyridoxal phosphate binding; L-tyrosine:2-oxoglutarate transaminase activity
Source: RefSeq, a predicted model, not a curated record